Messenger RNA from Moneuplotes crassus, 260 nucleotides. NCBI's taxonomy places the organism in Eukaryota, Ciliophora, Spirotrichea, Euplotida, Euplotidae. The record is from the annotation of a GenBank genome assembly.
CCUGGACUCUAUCCUGACUCUGUAUUAGACCUAUUAAUGAGAAAUGCUUCUGGCACUAAUGAGUCAACUCCUUGCGCAAGGCUAACAAAAUUGAACUGGAGAAAUUGAGUAAACAGGCUGAAGAGAGGGGAAAUCAGAUGAGACAAAACCUAAAUUAUUCUAUGCUGAAACCCCAAAUGAAGAUGAGCCACUUAUCCAUAAUGAAGAAGCUAAGUAAGUAUUUUCCAGAUUUAGAGAAGAGUUUUUAUUGUAAUAUAUAA